GGUGGUGUCGAGGUGUCUGAAACAAAUCCGAAAAGAGCGAAAGGAGCUGGAGCGGCGCCCCUGCAGCUCGGCAACCCCGGCGGCCGAGCAGACAGCGUCCUCGGACCAUAACAAACAUGGCGGCCGCGCGAUGAAAGUUGCCCGCUCUAUGACCCCAUUUCUGACCUCGUGCAACCCCUGUGCCUGCUGCGAAGGACCGGAAGAUAAGGGGAAUUAGGGGAGAAGCGUGGAGGAGGGGGAGAGAGAGAGACGUUCCUCUCCUCGGGCCAAAAGGGGCCAAGUGGUGUGAUGUGAACUUGUAUUUCUCUUCCGAUAUCGCGAUGGACUGUGGAAGGAAGGGAGUGACUGACCCAAGGGCGUGACCUGAUCGAGGGAUAUUAUUUCUUAAGUGAAGUGGAGAGAGAGAGAUAAAGGAAGAGAGAGAGGAAAAGGAAAGCAAAAGUGUGCUUCCGGGUGACUUCUUCGGAUUUUACUUCCACUUUGGUGUCGGGAUGAAAGACCAAACCCAGGUGUGAUGGUGGGUGUAGGAACAAGGGGGCCAGCGUGGGCCCUGGGGGGAGCCUAUACCCCUCACCAUUCCUCGCUUCUGGACGUCCUAGGAAGCGAACCAGGUGGCCCCCCCCUUGAUGGCCCUGCUUUAACUGUGGCACUGGAUGUAGUACAAGCCUGGGCUGUGCUUAUCACUGUUGGCUUCACACUUGUGCUCUUUGUGUUCCUGGCGUUCUGUGUGUGCGCCAAAAAAGAUGAUGGCUACGAUGAAUACGAGCUGAGCCAGGGGCUGACAACAGUGAAGGUGUGUCACGAUGGGGGAGAGAAUGGGCUCAGCAGCUAUCCGCGCAUCAAUGGCUCCAACACACCUAAAGGCAGUGAUGAGGCUUCAGAGGCAUCCAGCAGAUGUACUCUGAAGCGGGAGUUGCCAGCUAUUCCAUUAAGCGCUCAUCCAGACCCAUCUGGUGAUUGCAAUGUGGAACGCACACAGUCACAGCAUUCCUCUGAUCUCUAUGCUGCCGUUGGUGAUGUCAAUGAUGCGAGCGGAAUAGCCAAGGUUAUUGGUGGCGUGCAGGUGCUACCCUCUGGUGCCAUUGGGCCUGGGGGUCGAGCAGCCAUCCUGCGUGACCCCAAUGUGACCUCCCCCACUGACUCUAGUGGUCCCACUACCAGUGAUGGGCCUGGAGUUGCGACCAGUGUGGCCGCUGCUCACCCCUAUGCCAAAGUGAAGAAGGAACAUCCCUACGCUCAUGUCAAGCUACCAAAGAAAGAUCAUCCUUAUGCAAAGGUGGUUCGUGAUGAUUCUGAGGACCCUGAAACAGAUACAGAUAAUUAUGAUGACCCCAAAGCCAUUGCCAAAGACAAAACUAGUGGAUGGGACUCUGAGGCUACCUAUGAGGCAGCUCCCCCUGUGCCUGAGAAGCGCUUUGACCUAGAGGAGGAGACAGCUGUGGGAUCAGGUCCUCCUGCAGAUAGCAUUGUUGGGGGAGGGGGCCUCAUGACCACCUCUGUGACCUCAGCCUCCUCUGCCCUUGGGCCAUCAUCCCCCCGGUCACCCCUCCUCAGUGCCCGGGUCUCCAUGACGAGCUCAGCACAUUCCCCUACAUCCCCCCAUAGCACAGGACCGAGUGCAGAUAGGCCUCCCUCUGCAGAUAUCCCUGCUGCCAUGGCUAUCUCAGGACGCACCCCCGCCAAUGAGGAGCUGCCUUAUAUGACACCCCCACUACAUCAUGCUGGCAUUGAGCUCCCAGUACAGCAAAACUUCAGUGGAGACUCCCAGGACUCACGAGGCUACACAAGCAUCAGCGUACGGGAACCCCUGGCUGCUCUCAAAGCACAGUCUCAGGGGACAGCAGCUACCACAGCAUCUCCAGCUACUCAACCCCAUGAAGGAGAAGGGUACUACAUGACUGUGUCAGAUGACUCAGCGGACGAGAUGUACGCUUGCAUUUAUGAAGGCUCGAGAGGCGUGGGAAGUGAAACCUAUGCGCAGAUUGAACCACGGUCUACCCCACCCCCACCUCCUCCUCCCAUGCCUAGUCCUCCACAUGCGCCUUCAACCCCCUCGCCUCUCUCGACUAGAGGUGGAUCCCAACCUCCACCAGCUCCCCCAAGUGUGGAUAGUCUGCGGCAUGUUGUUCACUCCCGGCAAGCCUCAUCGAGCAGUGCCGCCAGCACGGUGAUGGGCAGUCCGGGCGCUGAGAAGAGAGGAACGCGGUCUCCCUUGCCACCUCUCCCACAGGGUGACACCAGCCUCUACUCUGGCCCGUCCCCCCAGCCCCCUCACUCACCCCCGCGUGCAGCAGCCCCCCCAGCCGAAAGGCCCACGCAAAGGGCGCUAGAGGAGAUGUAUGCUAAGGUCAUGAAGAAACAACGCCCAGGACACAGUCGCGGCGAUAGUUCUGGCGGAGGCGAGAGUGAUGCGGGGAGUGUGUCAUCAUCACGACGUGGCUCGGUAGACAUUGGGGGAGCCCGAUGGGGAUCCCAUGCUUCUACACCCCCCACAACUCCUAGGCAGUCCCUAGAUUUGGGUGCUAUGACACACAGCCUCAUAGAAACGCGCAAUCUGGAAGUCGUCACAAAUAUUAGUAGAGCAAAGUCAUAUGAAACAGCUGGUGUCUGGGGAGGGGCUACGCAGCACCCUCCGGCACAGCAAGGGGCUCCACCAAACCCAAACUAUGAGACCAUACCUCAAUUGCCAUCAAACUUCUACUCGGGAGGCUCUUCGGAUCCUGGCUAUGAGACGGUGAAGAAUGCGGAGCCUCCAUACGCGAGUGUGGAGCGACCAGAGGAAACAUACCCUGGGUAUGAGACCUUCAAGCUCACCUCUGAUGUGGAGUCUGAGCCUGGUUACGAAACACUGAAACACCGUGAGUAUGAAGCAGGCUACGAGACCGUCACCGAUAAGAGCAAGCAGCCGAGCUCAGAGCCAGGGUACGAAACAGUGGCUCAUGAGGGCAGCCAGGAGGAGGAGGAGCCGGGUUAUGAGACUGUCACUCAUCACCGUAAAGAGGAAGCAGCUGAUCCAGGUUAUGAGAUUGUUAAGGGAAAGACUGGUGUGGAGUUAGCAGAUCCAGGCUAUGAGGAACUGCAAGGGGCUAUACAUCAUGCUCGCACCACAUCAGAACAUGACCCAAACUAUGAGCAGCUGAAAUUUAGUAGCCGUCGCUCUAGUGAUGGGGAUGCAGAGCCAGGCUAUGAGGUUGUCAAGAAAGUGGAGGCAGAAAGCACCUAUGAAAUGGUCCGUGACUACGACACCCAAGAAAAGGACCCCACCUAUGAAAAGAUUGACAAACCUGAUGAGCUCCCAAGCCCAUCAGAAACCCCAAUGUAUGCCAGUGUCAUACGGAAAGGCAGCCCAGAGAAAAAGGCAGCCAAGGAUAAGAGCCCAGAGGUUGAAGAAAUAGGCCCAUCACCUGUGGGGAAAAAGCAGCCUGCAGCAGAAGAGGCUGUAGAUACAAAAGCAGAAGAAAGCAUUCCCCCACCUCUUGCCAUGAAGCAGCCAUCACCCCCUCUACAGAAGAGUCCCUCUCCCCCUCUAAGGAAAAGCCCAUCUCCUGUCUUGAGAAAGAGUCCUUCACCUCCCUUGAAACAGAGUCCUGAGGAAAGGGCUCCAAAGAGUCCUUCACCUCCCUUGAAACAGAGUCCUGAGGAAAGGGCUCCAAAGAGUCCUUCACUUCCCUUGAAACAGAGUCCUGAGGAAAAGUCACCAAAGAAGAGUCCUGACAAUGCUUCUCCUGUGUUAGCCAAGAGUCCUGAUAAAGUCUCUCCAGUUUUAGCUAGAAGUCCUGAGAGGGAAUCUCCACCUCAGAUGAAGAGUCCUGUAAAGGAAGUUUCGUCUUCAACAGAGAUCUCUGAAAAGGAAAUGGGAUAUCCACCUAUAGCCAAAAGUCCGGAGAAAGGAUCACCACCAUUAAUGAAGAGUCCAGAAAAGGAACAAGGGUCCCCUUUACCCAUAGCUAAAAGUCCUGAAAAAGAAUCCCCAUCAGUAGCCAUGUCUUUAGAGAAGGGGUCUUCACCCCCAGCAAGAAGUCCUGAAGAGGGAUUUCCUGACUUAACAAAAAGUCCUGUUAAAGAAUCUCCAGUUACAAGGGAGAGUCCUGAGAAAGAAUUUGUCCCUCCUAUGCCACCCACAGCACCCAUGCCAAGCACUGAUCUGCAAGAAGGGAUUCCUGAAAGACAAUCGUCUGUUGAGAAAAGUCCAGUUGUCCCUGUGUUAACCUCAGUAGCCCAGUCAUUCCCAACUCCAAUCAAGAGUCCAGAGGCAAGUCUGUCCGAUGAUGAUGUAGUAUUAGGAAUGACCCCAGACAAGAAAUCUGUUGCAUUUGAUGACAGUCCUGAUAAGACUUUUUCUCCAUCAUCUGACAGCUCAGAUGAGGAAAGUUUAUCAGAAAAGUUUCCACAACAAAAGCCUCCACCCAGGUUAGAAAGUCCAGUUAGAGAGCAGUCCAGCCUAGAAAAAGAAGGUCCAGUCCAGCAUCCCUCCUCACAGAGUCCAACCAAAGUAACAGAUCCGUCAGCACAAGAAAGCCAUGUAGAAGCAGUGUCAUUGCUAAGUGAAGAUGUUAAUGAAAAUGCAUCAAUAACAAGUGGUGAUUCAGAGAAAUUCCCUGCACCACCUCAAGUUUCUAGUCCUGACAGAACAUCAACAGCUGCUUUUGAUAGUUUAGGGACCCAGGAUGGAGUCCCUGUACCAGAAACACAGAAUCAGCCCCAGGAGACCAUUAAUCCCCUCUAUAUGGUUGGAGACAACAGCAACCAGCAACAAAGUAUGAUGCAGGAGACCAGUACAACGAGUCAGGUGGCUUCUGUAGGAUUAUGUGGUGAUCUCCCACCACCGCCUCCAGUAGAGGAAGAUGAGGCUGCCUUUCCGAAUGACCUGCCACCACCCUUACCGGAAGUGACGUCGUUCAUGCCUUCUAAUGAUGCUUUGGCUGAAGAAGCACCACCUCCACCUCUUGUGUCCCCUUCAGAUGUAGAAGGACUGGAGGAUAUGCUUCCUCUAGCACACAUGGGGUCAUCCUCCUCAGGUAGCACUGCAGGACAGCCAGGCAGCAUUCAUGGCAGCUCAGAGAAGGACUCUGACUCCCCCCAGGAAUCUGAGGACACUCAGAUGGAAGGCACCAUUGUAGCAGAUGACCUCCCUCCACCCCCAAUGGCAACUACAACAGGGAGUGAACAGGAUUCUGAUGAAGAGCUUGACAAUUCAGUAUCCUCUGGUUAUGAACAUGGCUUUACUGCUGGGGGAAUAACCGUCACAGUGAAUCCUAUGGCAGACAUGGAGGAGACGCAAGAAGCCACUGACAGUUUACCUCCUCCUCCUCCCAGUGAACCCUCUCCAGUUGCCCCACCAUCACCUAUUGCUGUCUCAGCAGUAGUGACCAGUAGUGCAGGCAGUCAGAGUAGCAGUAAUGGAUCAGGGAGCCAAGACACAGGUAGUGGCAGUGUAGAGAGUGUAGUUACGGUAGAGUGUGCUGUGGCUGGAGACCCCAGGGUUCAAGACAGGCAACGAUCCACUGACUCUUCUUCGAGUCCUGAGAGUCGUCAUGUAGAUCCCAAUGAGCAGAUAACAGAAGUAUGAGGCAACACUGAUGUGCAUACAGCAACAGAUGUGGCAUAGCUUUAGGAAUGUAGUUCCCUGUUGCUCAGGUUAUCUUUAAGAUAUACCACAUUGCCUACUAGAUUUGGCAGCAGCUCAUAAUUUUUACACCAAACUGUAACUGGUAUCUAAUUCAACCUAAGUUGCAGCUAAGCAAUUGUUAGUCAUUUUUUCACAGAGUUAUGUGGACCAUCUUGAUUACACAACGCUACUAUGAUAAGUAACUUUAUUGGUAGCUGUUGGCUGUGAAAUAUAAAUAUCAUAUUUCCAAUAUAGCUAGGAACAAUUUCCCUUGGUAGCUUAAAUGAAUUACUGCUGUCGGUUACAUGCAAGUGUUAUAACAAAGGACUGGCUUCACAGAGCCUUGUGAAUAUUUCCAGACAUAAAAUAACAAUUUUAAUCUACUUACUAAGAGAUAGGUAAAAAAUAUUUCAAUUACUGCCAUUUUUACACCUUGUUAUGUGAUUCUUUUUCCCAACGAGGCAAGUAUAUGUUUAAGUGAAUGAAGGCAUGGAUUUGGUAUUUCAAUUUUUACCCGGUUGUAUAUGGGUGUGUUUGUAAACUAGAUAAACUGAAGUGCUACAGGAGUAAUUUUUGUAGGUGUGGCUCAUGGUAGUUAGUAUGGAUUUAUGUGGUGUGUUCAUGUUAGCCAACAAGGGGCUGCGGCAUCAUGUGCGGUAAUAAACUUUUGAUAUUAAUCAUGUCGCUCGUGGACAAAAGAAUUGCCAUGAUAAAUUCUGUAUGCAGUUUGUUGCCAAAGUUCCUGUUUUUGUGACAACAGGCAGGUUGAAGCUUUAUAAACUUAACAGUGUUCAGUAUAUGUAAUGGUAAGUUCUAUUUAUGGUACUAUAGGGUUGUAGUCAGCAAACAUGUUUUAAUGCAUAUUUGGACAUCAUUCAACACAGCAUUUUCUCAUCCAGUAUUGAUACUCAGCAGAUAUUAAUCUUUCCAGUGGUUUAAAUGUCAUGUAUAAUUCUUUCAUUUUUUGUAUGCUGUUGAAGUUCAUAGUAAUUGCUUUCUUGGAAAAUUUCCAUUGAACAAAAAUUACUGUAUUAUUCACAGGUUACAAAGCCACUACACAUACAGCAAGUUACUAUCUCGUGAUAAUAUCAAACGUUUUUUCGAUGUUUUCUCCUUUGAAUAUGUAUUGCUCUACUCUUUGAAUCUGUUAUAAAAAUAGCUAAGAAGAUGUUAGUCAGUUGUGAUUUCAGUAGACUUCGAGCUAUGCUUCAAGAUUCAUACUCUCAAUCUACAGAACUCUUGUUAGCAGUUUGUCACCAGUGCUAUGAUUUUAGCAAGUCUUGUCGUAUUCUCUUCUGUUCUUUAGGCAGCCUUUGUAUUGUUGGCUUGAAUGUUAACAGCAUAGCCAGGUUAGGGAGGGUAAGCAUGUCGUGUCUGUUAGCUACCUAACCUUGCUAUGAUUCUGAAUGUUUAUGAUAAAGGUGAGUGUGUAUAUGGUGUUCAGAAAUUUGAGUCUCAACUCUUAUCAACCAGUGAAACCCAGUUGAAGUUUGUCAUUUGUGUUAUUGGUUGUUGAGGCAUUUGCAAAUCAUAUGAUAUGUGAUUAUGAGGAUGGAUUAGGUGUAUUUUUAUUCAUUUAUUUUCACCUUGAAUUGUGGUGUUUUGUCUUUCUUGUAUGAUUUAUAUGAAUACAUUUGAUCUGUUUGUUUAAUGUGAAAGUCUAUUUUGUUACUCGUUACUCAAAUUAUUAUGUUGUGGUUUGAAAUCAGAUGAUUUUAUUUAUCAAGCAACAAAGCAGAAAGACCCACAAAACAUUGUUGCUUAACUGAGGUUUCACUGAUAGAAUGUAGUAUGUGUGCCAAAAAAUCUAAAUGUUGUCAAAUGUUUCAAGAACAUUACUCUGAGAGGCAGCUCCUUGAGGGUAUUGCUCUUCAUACUUUAAUUGAAAUGAAUUGAAUGUUCCUGGGUGUAUAUAGAUAACAGUGGCCAAAAUUGCAAAGUUCAGAAAUCAGCCGUGAAUGAGGUGAUUGAGAGAAUGUUUGCAGUACCCAGCAGUUGUUAAUAAUGAGCAUUUUAGAUUAAAUGUCCCUUCUCUCCCUCUUCCUCCCAUCUAUCUUGUUUUUUUUGUUUUUUUUCUUCCAUAUUUCUUGUUUUCUGUAGUGUGUAUAACAUACACAUACUUAUUAAUAGUACCUGAAUGUAUGAUUUUCUGACCCCAUGGAGAACUGGUACAUGAAAUGAGUUUGAAGAUUUUUUUCUACUUUUAGAAAAUCUUCCUUGUGGUCAGUGGUUCUAUUGAUGGUGGUUUUCUCUGUGUCUCUGAUGUCAGCUUUAUAUAUGCUACUAUGAGCAAGCUUGAAUAGUAAACAAGGUGAAGCUGAUUUUUAUAUAUAUUUUAGUGUCACUCAAUUCUGUUGUUGCCUUUUUGUGAAUGAACCAAAGCUUCACAUUAAUAGGUUUGUGAUAGUUUGUUGUACUUACUGUUAUUUAUUUAGCAAAUCUUCAUUCUCCAAUAGUUUAAUUGCUGGUGCUAAACACUGAUUCUAGUGCAUGUAAAUAGCUCAACAUCUGUAAAAAAAAAUAAUUUUUCUGUUUUUCAUGUCCUGUGCAUUGGAGAUAUUUUAUAUCACUGUUCCUUGAUUUUUUCACCAUUAUUUAUGCUAUAGAGAUUACAUUACCUGUGUUAUUUGUGAGUGCCCAUACAUACUCCUCCUUCUCUUUGCACGAAUGUCUCAUUUAACUUUUUUUUUCAGAUUUUUAUGCUUUAUCUUCAUUUGUUUUCAAGAAAACUGUCAUUCUUUCUUUUUAUGUACUGCUUGUGUUAUUAUUUUAGUGUGAGAGUUUUGUAGUCAUUACUGCGUUUCCAACUUGCCUCUGUAUCCAAUGAAGAGAAGUUGCAAUUGGAGUAAUUGAAUUGGUGUUGCCCAAUUAGCUAGCUUGGAACCAAAGAAUAACUUUCCAUAGAAUAUUCUGCAUCAUUAUUGCAAUAAAGAGAGAGAGAGAAAGAGAGAGAGAGAGAGAGAGAAAAAGUGACUAGUUAUCUGAGGAAUGUAAUGCAGCAUAUAGCAGUGGUGACUUUAAUGCAGUGACUUGUAUACUUUUAUAUUUUCUCUCUUGAUAUAUUGAUUUAUACUUGUAUUCUCCUUUCGUUUUUACUUCUUUCUUCUCAUAAACACAGUGACUUAUAUACCCUUUUAAAUAAAAAAAUUAGUGACUUAUGUAUACUUUUAUAAUCUUUAUUUUUACUUUAUUUUAUUUCAUACAGCAUAAGUGCAAUAUAUACAGUAUAUACAUACAUAUAUAUUUCUUAUGUUCAGUCUCUGCAGCUGAUACCUGAUUCAAAAUUGCAGUCUUCUGAAGUUCAAAUUCACAAGCAUGGAUGGUUGCCUGGUGAAUGUGUUCUGACUGGCAGUGGAUGAGUGGAGAGAGUGCUGGAUGCUUGGUAAAUAGUGUUUGAUUCUUUGAGGCAGGUUUUCCUAAGCUUGAUCAAUAUUUUGCAUUUUUGUCCCUCUUAUGUUUUUUUUUUUUUUUUCUUUCUUUUUUUACUUUUCUUUAUUUGUUUUUGCAUUUAUAGACAAGAAUGGCAGUGUUUUGUUAAUGAAUAGUAUUCUUUAUCUUUAAACUUGUUUUUUCAACCUACAGUUUUUAGUAUUUUGAGCACUUUGCAUAUUAACUAGAAAGAAGUUAAUAGCAUUGUAUUUUAGAAAUAUUACACUUUUAACUUUGAAGAAAGUUGGGAAGCAGCCACUUUUUAAAGAUUUUAUUUUGAUUUUAUUUAUAAAUUUAAUUUUGUUGUCAAAAACACUUAACUGCUCUUAAAGUAUGUGUAUUGCUGAACAAUCCAUGUGUGAGGAAAAGAAAUCCUUGCACUUCUUGUAUCUUUUCUUUUUUUUUUCUUUUUUUGUUUGACUUGCAGUAAAGCUUCCUGCUUUUGACUCAUAGAAUUUAAAUUAAGUGGCUAGCUUGCCUUUCUUUAGUCAUACUGAAACGUAACUUGCAAUAGUUAAUGACUAGGCAAUAGGUAUUAGAAUAUCGUUCAAAUCAACUUGUCUGAAAGAUAAUUUGUUGUGUGUUUUGUGAAAAAAGUAAAAGUUUUUGGUGCAUUUAGGUAAAGAAUACUCUUAAUAUUGAAUCAAGAAUCUCUGGUAAAUGUUAACUGUAGUGAUGAAAGCAAAAACCAAAAGAAAAAAAAAAAAAAAAAAAAAAAAAUUAAGGAACAAGUUUUUAUUGCAUUUACUUAUGGUAAGCAUCCUUUAUUACCAGUAUCUCAAAAAAACAAGGUUGUAUUUCAGCCUUUUUUAGAAAUAACACAAGUUCAAUUACCCAGUGUUCAAGCGUGGUAGAAAGUGAGAGGUUUUAGGUGAACGCCCCUAAGGUAGGAAAAGAUCAGGGAUAUCUUACAUGUUUUGUGGUGCGUGUGUGUGUGUGUUUCUUUUCAUAGCUGCUGAGUCGGCAUUUUUUUUUUUUUUUUAUUGAAUAUGGUACAGUUUCCUAGUGACAGUACUUACUGUUUUCCUUUCUUUCUUUUUUAUUAUUAAUCAUUUUUAUUGUAUUUUUUUUUUAUAUCGGAUUUCCAUUAAUUAGUGUAAAUAGGUGAUUCAUUGCAUUUAUGCAUUUGACUUUAGAGAAUCUUACAGAGCAGUUGAUUUUUUUUUCUGUUAUGUAUGUACUUGUGAGCUGUUUUCAUCUUUUAAUUACAGUGUUUGUAAACAACAAAACCAGUUAUUUAUUCUUGUUAAGUAAUACCAUACUAUUUAUUGGUUGAUUUUAUAUCUCAAAGAAUAAUGGAAUCUCUAGAUGGGAUAUGACUAUAAUGGUGCAAGCAAAGUUCACAGUUGCUAGUGCUUGAAGUUCAAUAUAGAAAGUAAAAGUCUCUUUCCAGGUACACAUUAAACAAAUGUUACUGUUUUGUCUAUUCAAAGUCUCAUGCUUAGCCACAAAUGAAUCAAUAAUAACUUGAGUAGAAAUACAGGAAUCUGUAAUUUAUGCUUCACCAUAUUUUUAUUAUUGUUAUUGAUAUUAUUAUUAGUCUUGUUAGUGUGUCAUUAUUUUUUUACAGGCUACUGAUUACAUUGAUUUUCUGUAACUCAAACAGAUCUCUCUAAUCACUACUGUUGCUUCCUUUAAGGUUAUUGAUCACUUUCUUGUAAAUUGGGAUCUUCUUUACUUCAACAUUGUAUAAGUUACUGAGAAAAAAAACUUUUUAUUAUAUUUUUAAUUGAUUUUAAUCUCUUAUCUCUGAUCCUUUCUAAAUGUAUUUGAAUACAUUUUUCACACUCUCUGAAAUGUUCUUUUUCUCCUAUAUUUAAUUUUAUCUAUAUUUAAUUUUCUUUUUGCAAUCUUGAAAGGAAUCUCAGAAUUGAUGGGUCUUUCGUUAUUUCAACUGAUCAAUAGGUUAGUGUCAUGCGACGACUAACUCCACUUUUUUCCUUCGCAUCAAUGGUAGCUGAUGGUAUAUGCAUGCAUCAUGGAGAUAUCCUCAUCAUGAGAUGCAAUAUGCUUUUCACCAUCCUUCACAGCUCAGCUUUAUGUGUCCGUUCAGCCACAUGUGCGCGUGCGUGAGUGUCUCUCUCAAGAAUUAGUGACGCUUAUUUCUCUCCCAGUGCACCUUCUUUGACAAUUGUGUAGCACAAGAGAGUGGAGGUUUUGUCAUUAUGUGAGAGAGUGACGCACCUCUUGUGGUCAGUAAGCUACUACUUACACAGUAAAAAAGGAUUAUAGUAA
Penaeus indicus is the source of this 11272-nucleotide messenger RNA. RefSeq names its product nascent polypeptide-associated complex subunit alpha, muscle-specific form-like. The transcript is spliced from 11 exons. Bases 515 to 5569 code for a protein of 1684 amino acids. The record is from RefSeq and is a predicted model, not a curated record. NCBI's taxonomy places the organism in Eukaryota, Metazoa, Arthropoda, Malacostraca, Decapoda, Penaeidae.